UUAGACCAGAGACGAGGAAAUGGCUCGUUCCCCUACUAUUUAAACCCUUUUUGUGACAGUGGAGAGGAGAAGAUCCAGAUUGUUCAGCUCAGUGGCAGCAUCACACACACACACGCGCGCGCACGGACACAAACACCAGAUCAUCAGCUGAAGGAUGAACUUCAGCAGAGAUGUGGCCAGACAGACCAGUUGUUACACGUACGUCAUAGAAGACGAAGAUCCAGCCCUGGCGAGCAUGAAUGCUAUCGAGUUGGCAGAGAAGGGUGACCUGGCUCUCCUGGAGAACCUGGUAAGGAAGAGUCCAGAGGUCCUUGGUGAGAAAGAUGAAUGUGGAGCGAGUCCCCUCCAUCACGCCGCCGCGGGAGGCCACGUCACCCUCAUCCAAUUUAUCAGCUCCGUCAUAGACGCCCAGGCCUUAAACAGCUGUGAUGAUCGGGGUAACGUGGCCCUGCACUGGGCCGUGGAGAGGAACAUGGCAGACAGCUGCAGGGCUCUUCUGGACCUGGGGGCUGACCCAAACAUCCUCAACACGGCCCUGCUGUCCCCCCUGCACUUGGCUGUCAGCCUCGGACACAACAACCUGGUCGGGCUGCUUUUGUCGUACUGCGAGACCAACUGUAACCUAGAGGGAGAUCUUGGAAACACCCCUCUGAUCCUGGCCUGCUCCAUCAAUAACUGCGAGGCUUUGAGCAUAUUGAUAAAACACAGGGCUCAGCUCUGCCAACAGAACAAGCUUGGACACUUUGCCAUGCACGCUGCUGCCUUCGCUGGUGCAAAGAAAGCCAUGGAAGUCAUCCUGAAGGCUGGAGAGGAAAACGGCCACUCUGCAGAAAAACACAUCAACUAUUUAGACAAGUCCAACAGCAGCCCUCUCCAUCUGGCUGUACGUGGCGGGAAUAUCGAGGCCAUCCGCCUCUGCAUCGCCACCGGAGCCAAAAUAGACCAGCAACAGAACGACCGCUGCACACCUCUUCAUUUGGCUUGCACCCAGGGUGCUAUCGAAGUGGUCAAAUUGAUGCUCUCCACUGUUGACCAAGUGGAGGAUGUCAUCAAUCUAACUGAUGGAGCGUGCCAGACCCCUCUACACAGAGCUACAGUGUUUGACCAUGCAGAGCUGGCGGAGUUUCUCAUUUCUUUGGGUGCAGACCUGAACAGCACCGACUGUAAGGGAAACACUCCCUUGCUGCUGGCAACCAGCUGUGGAGCGUGGAAAACUGUAGCCCUGCUGCUGUCGAAAGGAGCCAAUGUUAACAUGAAAGACAAAUGUGGAUGCAACUUCCUUCACCUGGCCAUUCUGCAGCCCAAAGGACUGAAGAAUCUGCCAGAAGAAGUCCUACAGUGUAGCAACGUGAAGGUGUUGCUGAGCUGUGAAGAUAACGAGGGCUGCACCCCGCUGCACUAUGCCUGCAGACUGGGUAUCCAUGACUCAGUGAAGAACAUGUUGGGCCUCUCGGGGCAGGUCGGCCUUGCUUGCAAGUCCAAGGACAAGAAAUCUGCUCUGCACUUUGCUGCGCAGUACGGCCGCAUCAACACCUGCCACAGGUUACUGGAGACCAUCACAGACUCUCGCCUUCUAAAUGAAGGUGACGAACGCGGCCUGACACCACUCCAUUUGGCUUCAAGAGGUGGACACACCAAGGUGGUUCACCUGCUCCUGCGUAAAGGAGCACUUUUCCACAGUGAUUACAAAGGGUGGACUUGUCUUCACCACGCUGCUUCUGAAGGGUACACACAAACAAUGGAUAUCUUACUGUCAUCUAAUAUCAAGCUGCUGGAUAAAACCGAUGAGGAUGGGAACACUGCACUCCACAUCGCUGCGAGAGCGGGACAUGUGGCUGCGGUCAAAAUGAUGCUCAACAGAGGGGCGGAGAUGGUCCUGAACAAGAAUCACACUUCGUUCCUCCACGAGGCGCUGCAAAACGGGAGGAAAGAUGUGGUGAACACGGUGAUUGACAGUGACAGAUGUGACGAGGCUUUGAGUUUGUUCAUCCAAGACUCGGGUCAGCGGUGCCCCAUUCUGGACAUGAUUGAGUUUUUGCCAGAGACCUGCAAGCAUCUGCUGGACCGCUGCGUGAGGGAGUCUGACGACGACCACAACAGCCCAGAUUAUCACAUUGAAUAUAGUUUCAGAUGGCUUCAGGCUCCAAUUUCAGCAAAGAAGUUAACAGAUACGACCUACAGAGUUCAGCCGCUUGCUGCUGUUAAUGCAAUGGUGCAGUACAACCGAAUCGAGCUCCUCAACCACCCCAUCUGCAAAAAGUACCUGGCUAUGAAGUGGAUCGCUUACGGGAGCAAAGCUCAUCUCCUCAACAUGUUUUUGUACCUGUUGGGUCUGCUGCCUUUAACUCACCUGAUAAUGACCCUGAGGCCCUGCACGAACACCACCGUGACAGGCGAGCUUGAUAUCAUCAUGGUGCCCAUUUCUUUCACAGAGCAAAGCGUCUUCCUGUCCUUCUGCAUGGUGAUGGUCUUGGUCAUGAACAUCUAUUCAAUAGCAAAAGAAGUGGUGCAGAUAUCACAGCAGCGGUGGAAUUACUUCAGGGAUUAUUCCAACCAGUGUGACUGGACUUCGGCCAUCUUCUCUCUUCUGUUCAUCAUUCCCCUUAUGCUUAAUGCUGAGGGAUCUUUACACUGGCAAGCAGGAGCGAUGGCCAUUUUAAACUCCUGGAUAGGAUUUCUCCUUUAUCUCCAGAGGUUCGAGGGUGUUGGCAUCUAUGUUGUGAUGUUCGGGGAGAUCAUGAAGACGCUGGUCCGGAUUGUGAUGCUGUUUUUGUACCUGAUGCUGGCAUUCAGUUUGGCAUUCCACGCUCUUAUGCUGAAUCAUAAAGAAUUUAACAGCAUGCCGCUGUCUGUGAUACAAACCUUUGUGAUGAUGGUUGGAGAGUUGAACUACCAGAACAACUUCCUGGAUGCUUUUCUGAACUAUCAGCUUCCUUUUGGCAUCCUGACUUAUGUCAUUUUUGUGAUCUUUGUUUUGCUCAUGCCGAUUCUGCUGGUGAACCUGAUGAUUGGUUUAGCGGUCGGAGACAUCGCCGAAGUCCAGAGGAAUGCUUCCCUAAAGCGAAUAGCUAUGCAGAUUGAUCUCCACACUGCUCUCGAGGAUAAGCUCCCCUACUGGUUCAUGAAACGAGUCGACAAGCCUUCCAUCACCAUCUACCCAAACCGCAAGUGCUCCAGGCACUUUCUGAAACAUCUCAUCUCAGGUGAAGAGGAAAAAGACGACGUGUGGAGUCGUCUGCAGUCCAAGAGCCAAACUUGCUCCUUUAUACAGGUUGAGCUCACAAAGCAGAAGUCCAGAAUGAAGGAGAUGUCAAACAUUCUGGAGAAACAACACGGCCUUCUGAAGCUCAUCAUCCAGAAGAUGGAGAUCACAUCGGAGGCCGACGAGUACGACGGUCCAGUGAAUGUCAGAGGCAGCAUGUGGCCUAGUUUGAGUCAGGCUAAAGCGAGAGGCGGCAGCACGUCUCGAUGGGUCCCUCUGAUAAAGGCCAUUGAGUCCAAACGCAAAUGAGGAAGACAACAGCAGGAAUUUAUCCUAUCACUAUAGACACAUCUAGAUGUAAACCAUGUCAUUUGACCAUGAAAUGGGUUUAAUUGUGAUUAUUUGUUGGGUUUUUGUUUUAUUUUGUUUGAACCCAUUCUUUAAACUCUGCAUGUUACAAUUCUGUGUAGCUAACUUUCAUUUGUUGUGAACCAAUAAUCUGAUUUUAAUCCAUUUUUAAAGAACUGAGAAUAACAACGAUAACAGCUGCAUUAAAUAUCUCAAUAUUUAAUAUAUUAAUGUGAGCAAAAAGUGUUAUUGUGGACAAAAAGAAUAACUCUACUUUAUCAUAAGUCACUUAAUGGGCAUGCAGGUGAAUUUGCUUGUGGGUGCCAAAAGCUGCACAGUUGAUAAUCGCUGAGGUGAGACCAGGGGCGGAUUUAGGACUGAAGAAGACACGCGCGCGCACGCACACACGCACGCACGCGCGUGCACACACACACACAUGACACGCACUAGUCAACAUCAUAUAUGUCUUGUACCACAUAAUUUUUAAUCUGAAGCUACACAUUAAGCAUUUUCAGGGCAGAGUAUUGUUCCUGUUAGUGUUUAGUGUGAGAUGAUAGUAAAUAUUCCCUUUCUUUCCCCAACCACUUCACCUGAUAGUAAGCUAACUUUAGGCAAACCAGCAGCACAACAAAUAUUUUCAAAUAAGACUCACAAACCUGAGUCAACACCAGUCUCAUCAAAGCUGGGGUUCUGUCGCAGUACUUUUUGUCUUAAAAAAAACGUUCUUAUGUCCAUCUUCACUCAUGCGUUUCAGGCAGAGACUGCAGAAGAAGCCGGCUGCUGAAGGGCUUCUUCUUCAGUGGUGGAGGCUCAGGCAGGCUGUAUACAAACUACUGCCAGCUGCUCCCUCUCUGUUGGACUUUGGUACUGCAUGUUACUUUCGCGAUUUAGAUCCGUGCUUUCCAUGAAACAUCCGGGGCUUCAGCCCAAGUAGCCGGGCCUAACGCCACCCCUGGGUGAGACUAAAUCUCUCGUGUCUUGUCUUAGAUGUCUUACAUCAUGAAAACUAAAUAAGGUUUUAAAAAUAGGAUUUAAAAUGUUAAAUUGCUUUAGAUUUUUAUCACCCUGCAUGUAGGUGUGUUUUAGCAACAACUGGAAGGAUUUAAAACCACUUCUACCUUGCUGUAGAGUGUAGGCAGCUUGGGGUGUCGUGUCUGAUCUGCUUCCCCGUGUAAACGAGUGAGUUUGUAACGGCCAUGGAGAAAAGGUUUGUUCAGAGAAAAGCUUGACUGCACAUAUAAUGGACGAUCCCUCUGCGUCGGACUACUGCUAGAGAUAGCCGUGAACUAAUGCUAGUGCUAGCCCGGACCCCUGCUAACGCUAGCCUGGAUUACUACUAAUGCUAGCCCAGGCUACUGCAAAUGCUAGCCUGAGCUACUAUUAAAGCCUGAUUUACAUUUCUACCGUCUGUGUCAGGGUGGAGACACGCAACGCCAUUAUGCGCCGGCGCAAGGGCUCUCAGACGGGAUCACAGAGGGUGAUGCAUAGUGGAAAAAGUCCAAAAAUAUGAACGUUUAUUCACCCGUGACUACAGGAGUACAAAUUACGGGGCAAACGUGGACAGAAAUUACGGGAAACGUCGGUUUACAGGUGGCGACCGCAGGAAGAGGUGGGGAAAAUGAAGGACAAAUUUGUCCGUAUAAUAAAGUCUCUGAAAUAUGUAAACACAUUAGUAAAUGCACCAAAUACAUGAGUAUUAUAGUGGCUGGAUACCGCAGAAUAGCGCUACGCCCUCUGUUGUCCUGACAGGAAAUCGUUUUGCAACACUCCGCUGCCUGUGCAGGAGUUCGCAACUUUUCGACACUCCAUAUGCGUCUCUCCGCUGUGGAGCUCACGGAGAAGUUAAAAUAAGGCGUAAUGCUAUCCUGAGUUACUUCUAACGCUAGCCUGAGCUAAUACUAAAAUCUUUGUUGGACAAGAGAAUUUUUUUUUAUUUGGCGCAGCACUCAUGUUCGAGGACGCACUGGGAAUAUCUAGACUUUGAUUGAAUGCCAGAAUCCACAUCUUAGUAAGUACAUUUUAUUAGAAAUUUAUUUUUAAAUGUAAAAUUCCAUUGAGAUUCAAAUUUGAGUUAUAAAUUGGGAAAACUAAAGAUCUUGCGGUCCGUGUCCGCUUCCACUUACAUCCACAAACCCCAGCUCCACAACCCGCUGUACACAAGUAGGUCUGUGAUUAUAUUGGUUUUCAUCAAGAGUUUGUACAUAACAUGUAUAUCCGGCUAAAUAAACGGAUGGAAGAGUCUAACUAAAUGCAUGUAACAAUGAUUAAAAAAAACUCCAAAUAUUA
Molecule: messenger RNA, 5836 nt
Organism: Nothobranchius furzeri (turquoise killifish)
Lineage: Eukaryota; Metazoa; Chordata; Actinopteri; Cyprinodontiformes; Nothobranchiidae
Gene: trpa1b
Product: transient receptor potential cation channel, subfamily A, member 1b
Biological process (GO): monoatomic ion transport; transmembrane transport
Cellular component (GO): membrane
Molecular function (GO): protein binding; monoatomic ion channel activity
Source: RefSeq, a predicted model, not a curated record